GAAACACUAAAUUGAAAAGUGAUAGAAAAUGGCCGACUGACCAUUGAUAGCGGCUUGCUGUCAAAAUAGAAAAAUACUCUAAAAUAACGCAUUUGCCAUAGUUAUGUGUUGUAACAGAUUUCAAACAGUAUUUAUUAUAAAAAGCUGAAUGAGUUCUAAAAGAUUCUUCUCGGAUGUCUUAAAAGUCGAUAAGCAAAGGUCAUUUACACCUUUGCAGAUCGCUUCGUGUCGCAGCUCACUUAAACUGGGGCUCCUAAUCUUUCCCCCGUCUAGUGUUUGUUUUCUAGAAUGAGUGACGAAGGAGGUGACGACUCGCCGCCGCGGCCGAAGCGGAGGAUCAAGCGAGUGGUGGUGAUGUCGUCAUCGUCGGAGUCGGACAGCGACGGCUCCGUCGGCGUGGCGGGCGCCCGCAGGAAGAAGUUGCGGGUGCUGAGCGAGGACGAGGGCGACAGCAGCGGCAGCUCGGUGGUGCGCGUGGGGGCCCGCCGCCGCCGCGCGCUGCCGCAGCUCAAGGACUCGGAGGCGGAGAGCGACGGCUCCGGCUGGGAGUCGGAGCGCGCGCGGCGCCCGGCCGCCUCGGGCUUCUCGUCCGACAGCUCGGAGGGCAACUCGGACAAGUGCUCCAUCUGUCUGCUGCGCUUCACCGACCAAGAAGUGGGGACGCCCGAGAACUGUGAACACAUCUUUUGCUUGGACUGCAUUACAGAAUGGUCCAAAAAUGUCAACACAUGUCCAGUAGACAGAUUAGUGUUCAACUCUAUAGUAGUGAGAGCGUGUGCAGGAGGCAGGGUCCUGCGCACACAGCCUGUCACAGUGGUGGAGCGCAGGCCGUCCGUGGACAUGCUGGUGGUGGAGGAUCUCACACUGUGCGAGGUGUGCGGCAGCGCGGAGCAGGAGGAGAGCAUGCUGCUGUGCGACCGCUGCGACCUCGGCUUCCACCUGCACUGCCUGUCGCCGCCGCUGGCGCGCGUGCCGCCCGACGAGUGGCUGUGCCCCGCCUGCCGCGAGCUGCCGGCGGACGCCAUCCACCUGUCCGAGGUGGAGGACCUGCUGGACGAGGUGUUCGGCUCCGGCGGCGCGCCCUCCGGCCCGCGGCCCUCGCCGCUGCGCCUGCCGCGCGCCGCGCGCCGCUCCGCGCGCCGCCCCGCAGCGCUCGACCAGCCGUCCACGUCCGGCCGCGCGCGGCCCGCCGCCGCGCCCGCCGCCCGCCGCCGCACCGCCCCCAGGAGGAAGUACAAGAGGAGAAGGACCAAGACCGUCGUCAUCGAGUACGAAGUUCAGUCGGACGGAAAGUUUCCAAUCACGCGAACGGUCACGAGAAAAGUGAAACGAAAGGUGAAGCGGCGCCGCCCGCGCACGGCCGCGCGCCGCGAGCACGUGCGCGCCAGCGUGCGCGCGCGCCUGGCCGCCCACGGCGCCCGCCCCGCCGCGCCCGCGCUGCCCGCCGCGGCGCUGGCGCGGCCGCUGAGCCUGUUCGGGAACCCCAACGAGCUGGACUACUUCUCGGACGAGCCGGACGCGCCGUCGGAGCAGGCGGCCACCGCCGUGGCGCUGCGCCCCGCCGCCAGCGCCCUCAGCGCGCACAGACAGGCGCGCCGCAAGCUGCUGGGCGCGCCCUCGCCGCCGCACGCCAGCGCCGCGCCCGACCUGCUGGCCGACAUCCUGCGCAGUCAGACGCUGCUGCACGCGCGCCCGCGCCCGCUCGACGCCGCGCGCGCCGCCGUGCGCCAGGCGCCGGCGCACGGCCAGCGCGCCGGCGGCUGGGGCGGCGGCUACCGCGGCCCCUAUCGCCGCGACCAGACCGCCGACUUCAGCCGCGCGGGCGGCCACGGCGCCGGCCCGCCGCGCGCCGACCGCGGCCCUCCCGCCGGCUUCGCGCGCGCCGCCGAGCGCGACGAGCCGCCGCCCUUCGACGCCUUCCCGCGCCGCCCGCGCCCGCCCGACGAGCCGCCCGCGCGCCGCCCGCCGCCCGCGCGCGCCGGCCCCGCCCACCGCCCGCUCGCCGAGCCGCCCGUCUUCGGCUUCCCCAAGCUGGCCGACGUGGACAAGUCGGAGGACGAGAAGAGCGACCCCGGCCUCGUCAUCGACACCGACAAGUACGACCCCACCGAGCCCACGCGCGACGACGACAGCGGCGACGACGACACGCCCGCCGCGCCCCCGCCCGUGCCGCCGCCGCCGCCGACGCCGCCGCCGCCGCCGCCCGCCGUGCGCGUGGCGCUGGCCGGCGGGCUGCUGGACACGGCCGUGCGCCAGGUGCUGCGCGAGCACCGCAGCGCGCUGGCGCCGGGCGCGCGCGCCGCCAGCGACGACGAGUCGGACGGCGACUGCCCCAACUUCUCCAUCUACUCGGCCGCCAGCGUGCACAUCGCCAACAGCAGCAGCGCGCUCAUGGACCACGAGCCGCUCGCCGAGCCGGCGCCCGCGCCCGCGCCCGCGCCCGCCCCCGCCGCGCCCGCCGCGCCCGCCGCCGAGCGCCGGCGCUCCGAGGACGAGUACAUGGAGAAGGUGUCCAAGCGGUGCCCCAUCACCGCCGACAAGCGCACCCCCAUCAAGAUCAAACUCAACACGCCCACCUUGAUCAAGAGGCGCGUCUCGCUGUACGACGACGGGGACGCGAGCCCCGACGCCGCCGACGCCGACGCCGUCGAGGCGCGCGACGACGCGGCGCCCGCCGACGACGCGGCCGCGGGGAGCGCGAGCCCCGCCGCCGCGACCGCCGGCGGCUGCGCGGAGCCGCUAGACGGCGGCGGGAGCGACGAAACAUUGCACGCUUCAGUCGACGGGCCAGCCCUCGACGUGCUCGUUGAGAAAAGGAACGGCGACCCCGCCGCGCCGCCGUCUCCGCCCGCGCAGGAGCCCGCCGCGCCGCCGACCCCGCCCGCGCCGGAGCCCGCCGAGCCGCCGUCUCCGCUCUCGCAGGAGCAGGAGCCCGCCGCGCCCGCCGCCGCGCAGCUCGAGCCGCGGGAGAACGGAGACGACGACCUCAGUCAUCACGACGAGGAGGAGGACUCGGACGAGAAGUCGGACGCGUCUCUCGGCGGCGACGCUACGCCGCGCGAGCCGCCCGCCGCCGAGCGCCCCGACGACGUCGAGAAGAUGACCGAGUCCAUCAGCGAGACGGAGGACGAGCGCAGCUACACGCCGUGCCUCGACGAGAACCGCUCGGCCGCCGACGGGCCCGCCGACGCCGCCGACGACGGCGCGCUCGCCGGCCUCGACACCGAGCUCAUCUCCGAGGACGAGGGCCACGAGCUGUUCUCGCGCGCCGCCUCGCCCGCGCCGCCCGCGCGCGCCAAAGACGGCAAGCGACCCGACGCCGUCAAGAAGAAGAAGAAGAAGGAGUCGAAGCGCGAGGGCAAGGACAAGGCCAAGGGCAAGAAGAAGGGCGACGUGGCCUUCAAGAAGCUCAGCAAGAGCGGCAAGGAGCGCAACUACCGCGAGCGCUCGCGCGACGAGCGGCUCGACGAGCGGCGCGCCUCGCCCGCCGCGCGCCGCCGCCGCAAGGACAAGCGCAAGGACCUGGAGCGCUACGACGUGCGCACCGUGGUGUCGGAGAAGCGCCGCCGCCAGAAGGACGCCUUCGGGCGCGACGUGUCGCCGCAGCGCUCGCCCUCGCCCUCGCCCUCGCCGCCGCGCCGCUCGCCCUCCGCCUUCCGCUCGCCCGAGCCGCCCGAGCCGGCGCGCGUCCGCCGGUCGCCUUCUGCGUCGCGCGGCCGGCGCUCCCCUUCGCCGCCGUCGCGCGUCCGCCGCUCGCCUUCGCCGCUGCGUCUCCGGCGCUCGCCUUCGCCGUUGCGCGCUCGUCGCUCGCCUUCGCCGCAGCGCGCGCGUCGCUCGCCUUCGCCGCAGCGCGUGCGUCGCUCGCUUUCGCCGCAGCGCGCGCGUCGCUCGCCCGCGCGCCGCCGGUCGGCCACGCCGCCGCCGUCGCCGCGGCGUCGCAAGCGGCGUCGCUCCGCGUCUGCCGAGCGCAGCCCGCCGCGCCGAGCGCCCAAGAAGAAGAAGCGAGCGCGCGCCGCGCGCCGCCCGCCGCCCUCGCCCGCGCGCAAGCGGCGGCGCAGCGCCAGCCCGCCGGCGCCGCCCUCGCCCGCGUCGCGCCCGCCCUCGCCGCGCACGCCGCCGCCCGAGCCCGCGCCCGAGCCGCGCCGCCGCGCCGGGCGCCGCGCGCGCGAGCCGGCCGGCCCGUCCAAGGAGGUGUUCACGUCGGGCGACAACAUCCUCGUGAGCGUCAGCUUCAAGGAGCAGGAGCGCGGCGCGGAGGGCGAGCGCCGGCGCCGCCGCGACGCGCGCCGCGAGCGCCGCCGCCGCCGCCGCCGCGCCGCGCCCGAGGACGCGGCCGCCAAGCCCGUGGCCAUCAUCGACCUGGAGCGCUCGCCCUUCCGCGAGCUGACGCCGUCGCCCGAGAACGUGAUCGUGCUAAGCGACAGCGACGCGCCGGCCGCGCCCGAGCCCGCCGCGCCCGCGCCGCCGCCCGAGCCGCCCGCGGGCCCGAAGACGCCGCCGUCGCCCGCCGCGCCCGCGCCCGCGCCGCCGCCCGCGCCCGCGCCCGCGCCCGACGCCUACGACCCGUUCGAGCCCACGCGCUCGCCCACGCCGCCGCCGCCCGAGCACAUGACGCUGGAGGCGGCGCAGCGCAGCAACCUGUCGGCCGACGACGUACUGGCGCGCCGCCCGCUCACGCCCGUGGAGAAGGUGAUGGCGCUGCUGGCCAGCACGCGCGAGGCGCAGGCCGUGGCCGAGGCGGAGGCGGAGGCCGAGGCGCCGCCCGCGCCGCGCAUCGUGCUGCCGUCGCCGACGCGCGCGCCGCCCAAGCUGUUCCCGGGCAAGCCGUCGCCCAUCAAGUCCAACCCCGUGAAGCCCAUGCAGGCGACGCGGCUGGCGCGCGACGCGGGCGCCUCGCCCUACUCGCCGGGCUCCAGCGACUUCGGCGAGCUGUUCGAGCCGCCGCCGCGCCGCGCGCCGCGCCAGCGCCGCCCGCCCGACGACAAGCUGCUGGACGAGCUGCCCGGCUCGGCCGUGGAGCUGCAGGUGAAGAGCAAGCUGCUGAAGAAGCUGAACCGGCAGGAGCGCGUGGUGGAGGAGGUGAAGCUGGUGCUGAAGCCGCACUACAACAAGAAGCGCGUCAGCAAGGAGGAGUACAAGGACAUCCUGCGCCGCGCCGUGCCCAAGAUAUGUCACAACAAGUCGGGCGAGAUCAACCCCACCAAGAUCCAGGCGCUCGUGGAGGCGUACGUGAAGAAGUUUAGAAAAAAACACAAAAUGGCAGCGGCGUAGAGUAAGUUAGCGUAAGUGCGCGUAGCGUAGCCACGAGUGACGUAGCGGACUAUCAGCGUAGCCACGAGUGACGUAGCGGACUAUCAGAUUAUUGUAAUUAUAAUUUAUGUACGGACGAUGUAUUUUACUUAAAUGAUUUAUUUAAAUAAAUAAUAUUAUAGAUUUUAA
Messenger RNA from Bicyclus anynana (squinting bush brown), 5439 nucleotides. Its product is annotated as PHD and RING finger domain-containing protein 1. The coding region runs from base 289 to 5271 and encodes 1660 amino acids. The record is from RefSeq and is a predicted model, not a curated record. The transcript has 6 exons. NCBI's taxonomy places the organism in Eukaryota, Metazoa, Arthropoda, Insecta, Lepidoptera, Nymphalidae.